Cloeon dipterum is the source of this 1300-nucleotide messenger RNA. RefSeq names its product E3 ubiquitin-protein ligase Fancl (gene Fancl). The record is from RefSeq and is a predicted model, not a curated record. Gene Ontology annotation, cellular component: nucleus; Fanconi anaemia nuclear complex. Gene Ontology annotation, biological process: protein monoubiquitination; interstrand cross-link repair. NCBI's taxonomy places the organism in Eukaryota, Metazoa, Arthropoda, Insecta, Ephemeroptera, Baetidae. Gene Ontology annotation, molecular function: ubiquitin protein ligase activity. The transcript has 8 exons. The coding region runs from base 61 to 1185 and encodes 374 amino acids.
AAACACUAGACAGGAACAGGAACACAACAAAAACAAAAACAAACAAACAAACUGCUCACGAUGGACGGGUGUCAAGUUGCCAUGUCGAGACUGGUCGUCCAAAUGCUCGAGCGAUUCCCCCUGAUGGUUCCGAACCGCGAGCUGGACCAGUACCGCGGUUUCUUCUCGGCAGGAGAGGUGGACUUGUUCCUGCACGUCUAUGUACCUCACCUGCCGACCGUGAAGGACAUGGUCAUCAAGGAGAUGUCCGACGAGUUGGCACAGAUCACCAAAGACUGUCAAAUUGAAAUGCAGCAGUGGCUCUCUUCAAAUUCACGGGCGUUCUUCGACUUUCUUGUAUGGCUGCAGAAUUUGGCAAUGUCAAGAAAGGUCGACGAGCUAUUGGCAGGUGUGAAACCAAUCGAGGUGCCGCUGGACUUCUGGAGGAGCGUUGUCAGCGUGCUCUCGUCGAUUGGGGACGCGAACAUCGUCAGCGUGGAUCAGGCGGACCUGGGCAGCUUCGUGCUCAGUGUCGAGAGCGAUGCAGGCACGCAUUUAUUGCGCGUGCAGGCACACCCUGAUGGCUCCUUCAACUGCCAGUGCCCCAAUUUACCUGACAAAAGCGCUCAGCUUGUCUUGCAGUCACGGUCGAUAGGUGCCGCGUUUAAAUCGCUGCAGCAGCAGGUGCAAGAUCUGCAGCCUUUCUGGAAACAACUCGCAGAGAUUGAUGCCAAAACUUGGGUCCUGGACCCUGCUGAACCCAACCUAGGACACACCAGGAGGCAAAUUUCCAUUGAAUCAGGAUUUUCUGUGACAGUGGCGGUCGACCCGAGCGAUCCGCUGGCGCUGCCCGAACUCUCCUUUCUCGGUCCAGACAGCAAAGUUGACCCUUUGGAGAGUAGAGUGCGCAACAAGCAGUGGCGAGUGUGCGACGAGUCUUUGCUGGCGUCGUUGCAGGAAUUCCUGGGCGUCGAGUUUGCAGAGGCGGCAGGCGCAGCUGCGUCUCAGGCAGAGUCGCAGGAGCCAAUGUGCAGCGUGUGCUUCGCGCCCGACGCGCUGGACCGAACGUGCGAAAUGUGCCAAGGACUCUUCCACGAGCAGUGCCUGCUGCAGUGGCUGCAGUCCGUCCCCUCCAACCGCACCGCCUUCAACAGAAUCGUUGGACAAUGUCCCCUAUGCAAACAGGAAAUUUCUUGCGUAAUAUAGAGAAAACGCGAGUCAUCUCUCAGUUUGAGUAUCUCUCCACGGCUCCAGACUGAUAAAAAACGACCAGAUAAGAUAUAAACAUCAUCCGAAUUUGCGCUCUCCAGGCAGUCAUAUA